Messenger RNA from Colias croceus (clouded yellow), 1903 nucleotides. Its product is annotated as juvenile hormone esterase-like. The record is from RefSeq and is a predicted model, not a curated record. The coding region runs from base 144 to 1757 and encodes 537 amino acids. The transcript has 4 exons. NCBI's taxonomy places the organism in Eukaryota, Metazoa, Arthropoda, Insecta, Lepidoptera, Pieridae.
CGUUGUCUUGCUCGGAAGUCGGAAUGAAGUGCCGAGUGGCAACGACGCCCUAGACAGCUUUAUUUUUUUAUAUGGGUAGCUAAACUUGCUUUAUGAAAGAAGUAUCUCUCGAGUUUGAUACUAGAUGGUAGCUCUGAGCCAAUAUGCAAGAACAGGCAAUUCUUAGGAUGAGUGUCGUCAAAGUGGAACAAGGAAUGUUGAAAGGAGCCGUUUGUAACGCGGACGCCGAGACUUAUUACGCGUAUAAAGGCAUUCCGUAUGCAAAGCCACCUAUCGGCGAAUUAAGAUUCAAGGCACCAGAGCCACCUGAACCAUGGGACGGCAUUCGUGACGCAUUAGAGCAUGGACCAGUUUGUCCACAGUACAAUGAACGUCUUGAAAAAAUUGAUACGGGCAGUGAAGAUUGCCUUUUCCUCAAUGUAUAUACAAAAAUGCUUCAGCCCGAAAAAAAGCUUCCAGUUAUGGUUUGGAUACACGGGGGAGCCUUCUAUACCGGCUCUGGUAACUCCGAUUAUUAUGGCCCGGAAUUUUUCAUGCAGCACGAUGUUGUUUUAGUUACAUUCAAUUAUAGAUUAGAAGUAUUUGGCUUUUUGUGCCUUGAUAACGAAGAAGUACCUGGUAACGCGGGAUUGAAAGAUCAAGUCGCAGCUUUAAGGUGGGUGAAAAAAAAUAUAAGCUCGUUCGGGGGGGAUCCUGAAAAUAUAACAAUAUUUGGAUGUAGCGCUGGAGCUUCAUCUACAUCGUACCACAUGAUUUCUGACAUGAGCCAGGGUCUCUUUAAUAAAGCUAUCUGUCAAAGCGGAGUAUGUCUUAAUGAUUGGAGCUAUAAUAUUUAUGCUAGACAAAGAGCAGUCCAACUGGGUAAGUUACUUGGAAAAGAUACUGAAGAUAUUAACGAGCUUUUGAAAUUUCUUAGAGGUGUUCCAUCAGAGUCUUUAAUAAAUGUUAAAUUACCUACCGUUGUCACGGAAUGUCCAGAUAUAUCAGACGUUAUGACCUUUUCACCUGUUAUUGAGAACCCAAAUUUAAAGGUAGAAAAAUUUUUAAGCGAUGCUCCGAUAAAUUUAGUAAAAAAAGGAAAAAUAGCUAAAAUACCAUUAAUGUUGGGAUACACAUCAGGAGAAGGUAUAGAGAUAUGUCGAAGUUUCAUUAACUCUCUAUCAUUUUUUUCAAAGACAGGAAUAUUAUUACCUAGAGAACUAAAAUUAAAUACUUCGCUUGAUAUUAUAAAGCAAAUGGAUGAAAAAGUGCGAGAGCAGUACUUUGGAAACAAACCUAUAUCAUUAAAAAUCCUUCAAAAUUUAGUUUAUUUACACACAGACAGUGUAUUCUCGUAUAAUAUUAGAAGAUUUGCUCGCUACCAUUUUAUAAAUUCUUUAAAGCCAGUAUACUUUUACAAAUUCAAGACAGAAACUGAAAGGAAUCAUACAAAGAAACGCUAUAAAAUGGACCAAGUUGCCGGCGUCUGUCAUGCAGAUGAUCUGCCUUACCUAUUCAAUAUAAAGUGCUUGAAUAUUCCUUUAACUGAAGAUUCAAAGUUUGCUAUAGAACAAGUUGUAAAACUGUGGGUUAAUUUUGCAUCAUGCGGAAAUCCCACUGCAAACUUCAGCUAUAUAGAAUGGAAACCGUUCACAGAAGAAGGCAAAUAUUGCUUUGUUAUCGACAAGACACUCAAGUGUGAUUUGAACGUCGAUGAAGAUAACAUGAGGCUAUGGGAUGAACUUUAUGGUGAAAAGUUAAUAAAAAUAGUAAAGUAGUAAAUGUAAUAUUGAUGCUGUUUAGGCGCUACGGAAGAUACAGGUGAACUUAAAGUUACUAUUAGAACCAGAAAAUACGGGUGGUAAGAAUAUAUUUACAAGAUUAUAGGCUCUUAGUUUUAACCAGGUAGUAGUGACGUCCGUGG